Molecule: messenger RNA, 1161 nt
Organism: Tetrahymena thermophila SB210
Lineage: Eukaryota; Ciliophora; Oligohymenophorea; Hymenostomatida; Tetrahymenidae
Product: SIR2 family transcriptional regulator
Exons: 1
Molecular function (GO): NAD+ binding
Source: RefSeq, a predicted model, not a curated record
AUGGAUACUGCUCAUAAAACAGUAAACGAAAAGAAAGAAUACUUUGAUUCUCCGGAAUUAUUAGAAGCAAAAGUCACUUAGUUGGCAGAUAUGAUUAAAUAGUCAAAUCACUUUGUUUGCUUUACAGGUGCUGGAAUAUCUACUUCAGCAGGUAUAGCUGAUUUUAGAAGUGGAGUUAACACAGUCUUGAAAACUGGACCUGGUUUGUGGGAAAAGAUGGCUUAAAAAGUAGGAAAUCAACCUAAAAAACACAAAGUUAUAAUGUCUAGAGCUGUUCCAACUAAAAGCCAUAUGGCACUAGUUAAGUUGAAUCAAGAAGGAAUUCUUAAGUAUUUAAUCAGUUAAAAUAUAGACGGCUUACAUAGAAGAAGUGGAUUCAACCCUAAUAGCCUAUCUGAACUACAUGGAAACACUAAUUUAGAGAAAUGUUUAAAAUGUGGAAAGUCUUAUAUGAGAGAUUAUAGAGUGAGAAAAGCUUUAGAUGUUCAUGACCACUUAACAGGAAGGAUUUGCGACAAUUAGAAAUGUGGUGGCGAAUUAGUAGAUACAAUUGUUAAUUUUGGAGAGAAUUUACCCAAAAAAGAUAUGGAAUAAGGUUUUUUUAACUCAAAAUAAGCAGAUUUACACUUAGUUUUAGGAAGUAGUUUAAGAGUUACUCCAGCAGCUGAUAUGCCUCUAGCAACUGCUUAAAAUGGAAAUAAAUUAGUUGUGGUUAAUUUACAAAAAACCCCUCUAGAUAGCUUGUGUGCCUUAAGAAUAUAUGCUUUGAUUGAUGAUGUCAUGGUUCUACUUAUGAAAAAGCUAGGUUUAGAGAUACCAGAAUUUAUUCUGCAGAGAACUAUUGUGAUUAAAAAGACAAACUAAAAUACAAUAAACGUUUUUAGUGAAGACAAAGAUGGUUGUCCAUAUGACAUUUUUAAGUAAAUUGUUUUGGAUUAAGGCAAAAAGUAACCAUUUGAGAUUUAGGUUAAAGCACCUUACAUAUUCAAUAUCACAAAUCCAUAAUUUGCCAUAAAGCUAGGAUUUUUUGAACAUUAUAAAGAAGGACCAUUCAGAUUAGAUUUAAAUUUAUAAAAUCUACCUCUUGGAUAAAAGACUAAGUAUUUAAUAUAAUUCUCACCAAAAUUACAAAAGUGGAUUAGUUGUGAAAAAAUAUAAUGA